This is a messenger RNA of Pimephales promelas (fathead minnow), 2224 nucleotides long. It is a transcript of the gene ptger1a, whose product is annotated as prostaglandin E receptor 1a (subtype EP1). NCBI's taxonomy places the organism in Eukaryota, Metazoa, Chordata, Actinopteri, Cypriniformes, Leuciscidae. Gene Ontology annotation, biological process: adenylate cyclase-activating G protein-coupled receptor signaling pathway; inflammatory response; positive regulation of cytosolic calcium ion concentration. Gene Ontology annotation, cellular component: plasma membrane. Gene Ontology annotation, molecular function: prostaglandin E receptor activity; thromboxane receptor activity. The record is from RefSeq and is a predicted model, not a curated record.
UCCAAGCGUGCGCGUGCGUCUGAUGGAGGAAUAGGCUACCAUCGCGAAACUAUAUUAAUCUAUCUGGAGUCUGGAGGGGGAAAAAAAACAUAUUAUCCUCUUAUUGUUAACUAUUUUGUAACCUAUGUGAACUUACUGCUUUACUUUUGUUCUGCUAUUGAAGUGAAGAUGACGCUCGUGAGGAAUGGAUAUGACGAUGCACCCUUUUUCUUCUACGUUCACCGGUUACUUUGUAAUUUUUGUUAAACAUCAUUUUAUUUUAUUUUUAACAGCAAUUUACUUUUUUAUUAUUAGUUAAAAGUAAAAAUAACUUUGUAUAUUAAAUGAAAUAUUUAGUUUGUUUACAAAACAGAAUACAAAAUUUGUCAAUCCUCAUGGUUUCUGACAUUUUAAUCCCAAUGGAUAUUCUUUAAUAACGCUCUACAUGAAGAUGGGAGCCCCGCAGCUAAACACUCCACUGAGUUAGCCAUGCAUCACACCAAUUCAUCAGGCGCUGCGCCACUCAAUCCAUUUUCCAAUCACAGUCAAUGGGAAGGACAGGCGACCUCUCCAUCACUUUCCAAUCCUGAGAACGUCACCUCGGAGAGGCCGAUCCUGAGCGGCCCCAUAGCUGCGAUGUUGUCAAUGACCCUGGGGAUCCUGUCUAACAUUGUAGCUUUACUCAUCCUGGGAAACGCAUACGCCCGUCUACGUCGACGAUCCAAAGCAUUUCUCCUGUUCGCCGGCUCUCUGGUGGCCACAGACUUUGUGGGACAUGUCAUACCUGGUUCAAUAGUCAUGAGGAUGUAUCUUUCUGGAGGUGUACCCUCUGAAGAAUACAACAGGGCGGACCCAUUAUGCCAGUUUCUAGGGGGCAGCAUGGUGUUUUUCGGGCUGUGUCCGCUCUUUCUUGGUUGUGCCAUGGCAGCUGAGAGGUGUUUGGGUGUGACAAAGCCGCUGCUCCAUGCUUCACUGGUUACGACUGCUAGGACUAAACUCUCUCUUUCCAUCAUCUGGUUAGCAGCUCUUUGCGUUGCCCUUCUGCCCUGCUUUCAGCUGGGUUCAUACACCUACCAGUACCCUGGAACCUGGUGUUUCAUUAAAGUGCUGGAGGAUACCGAGAAGGCAGACGUAGCUUUUGUGUUGUUGUUCUCAGGACUGGGGUUGACAUCCCUUGCUAUUGCUUUGGUCUGUAACACCAUAAGUGGACUGACUCUGGUGUUAGCGAGGAUACGAAGGAAACCCUGUAACCGUCGAUUAGCUAAAUCCCAUGAUAUUGAGAUGGUGGUACAACUUGUGGGGAUAAUGUUCACAUCUUGUGUCUGUUGGAGCCCCCUUCUGAUUGUUGGCCUAAUUACAGUGAAACAGUCGUAUGAGGGCUCUGUUGGAGAUGACCUUGCCAUCUAUAAGACCCUGAUGAUAAUGGGGGUGCGAAUAGCUUCAUGGAACCAGAUACUGGACCCAUGGGUUUACAUUCUUCUCCGCCGUUCCAUCCUCCAAAAGAUUUACCUCAUCACCAAACGUCAAACAGACUUUAAGGAAAGCACUUAUCGCUGCUGGGAGAUCCAUUCCUUCCCCAGCUCAGAGAAGAAUCCUGUCAGUAGAGUGUGAGUCAUAGUACAUCAAUAAAAAAAGACGAAGCCUACUUGGUCAAAUUAAAUUGAGGAUCUCAGUGGUUCCCUUUUAUUUCAGCAUGUGCACAUACUAGGAAUGUAUUUAAGCAAAUUUGCACAAAGAUAAAUAAAGCAUGAGAUGAACAGUACUUUUACUCCCUAUGGAGCGCUAAUAAUAAGGAUUUGGCUGGAAACAUUCGUGCCAGUAUGUCAGUUUUAGUCCUUCAGUUAGUAAUUAAAGCAUCAAUUCAGCCAGUUUUGUAGUUUAAGUAAUGGGACAUUAUUUUUAUUUGUCACCAGUUGUUCCCCAUUACGACUGUCCUGGGUAUGAAACAUGGCAUGAUAGUGAAGUGGCACUAAACAGAUAAGUAUUUGAAAAGAAAUGUUCACCUAAUGUUAACCUAUCAUAGAUUUGAUAUAGCAUGAUCAUCAAUAAUAUAUUACUGUGAGGUAAACUUAUAGCCUAUUUCUGAGGCUAAGUUUACCAUAUGUUUAUCUUGCAUAUUUCUGUGUAAAAAAUGCUCAUGUGAAUAAUUGUUGUUUAUAUAGUAUAAUUUAUUUCUUGUGUUAUAACUCCAUUUUUGGAGGCUUGUUGUAUUUUUACAUUGAAAAGCAUUAUACUAAAACAAAAC